Messenger RNA from Anisakis simplex (herring worm), 300 nucleotides. The record is from the annotation of a GenBank genome assembly. Lineage: Eukaryota; Metazoa; Nematoda; Chromadorea; Rhabditida; Anisakidae.
AUGGUCGGAUGGAUCACCGAGAAACUGAAGACAGCUAAAGAUGAUUCAUACCUGGAUCCAACCAACAUCCGUGGUAAACUGCAAAAGCACAUGAAUUAUGAACAAGAACUGAAAGCGAAUAAGAAUCGACUCGAUGAAAUCAACGCAACUGGAGAUGCGUUGAUCAAGGAGAAUCACUAUGCAGCCGAUCACAUCAAGAAACGUCUCGCCGAAGUUGAUGGUAUGUGGGAUGAUCUUGUCGAUGCCACAGCUAAGAAAUUGGCUAAACUCAAAGAGGCUGGUGAUCAACAGCAGUUCAAU